Molecule: messenger RNA, 1351 nt
Organism: Dothidotthia symphoricarpi CBS 119687
Lineage: Eukaryota; Fungi; Ascomycota; Dothideomycetes; Pleosporales; Dothidotthiaceae
Exons: 2
Coding region: 281-1351 (356 amino acids)
Source: RefSeq, a predicted model, not a curated record
CCCAUGUAUACCUAUCCAUAAUGACACUUGAAGUGUUGCGAGUCUCAUUGCGACGUCCCGCGGUCGAUCACGUCUGAGCAUACAGUUGAUGUUUCAUAACAAGAUGAAACUUGCCAUAUCAUACUAUCUAUUCAAUUUACUGCCAAGCCCGUACCCUUCACUGCACACUUAUUGAGCCUUCCUCCGUCUUCCGGCCGGUCCAUUGUUCCGUAAAGGUGCCCGUUCUCCUCUCUUCAACUUCCUUUCGUUCUCAUCGCGUGGAAUCGCAAUCACAACCACCAUGAUUCGGUCAUUCACAGCCCGCGUAAUCACGGUCGUCAUCGUCGCCAUAUUCGUCAUCGCCAUCUUCAACAACGAGCAAACCGCUCUCCUCCCAUACCUUCCUCUUUCACAGAGCUAUAGCCCGUCCAAGCCCGUCUCUUACCCACCAUCAUGGCUGAAAGACCGCAUGGCUCUCUCCGAGAAGUCGUGGGAGAAGAGUGUGGAGCAGCGCGAGAAGAUGGCUGCGUCACACCCAAGCAACCCGAAGGUCCCGUUCUUCCCAACAGACUUUCUGAAGUACCCAUUCACUAUCUGGGACUUCUUCCCUGCGACGUGGACGUGCCCGCAUGAUUUCCAGCGCGUGGGGAGAAUGGGCGAUGGUGGCAAAUGGGUGUGCGGAAUGAACCUAUACGAGAACCUGUCCGUACCAAAGAUUCCCGCUCAAGCAGCUGUCGAGAGCCGCGAACCGGAAGCCGCACUGAGUACACAACAAGAGCAAGGCGGCUUGGUCGUAUACUCUUUCGGCAUCAACGGCGAAUCAUCGUUCGAAGCCGAGAUGCUGGACCGCGUACCCAGUGCACGCUUCUGGGGCUACGACUUCUCCGUCGAAGGCUGGGGCCCGCAAAUUCCUGAGGCGCAUCGCCAUCGCACGUUCUUCAAGAAGGCGGGUAUCGGCGCAGAAGACAAAGAGGCUACAGAGAAGCUGCCGCCAUUUUACACCAUCGAUACGCUCAUGAAGCAGAACAAGCACACAUACAUCGACAUCCUCAAGAUCGACAUUGAGGGCAGCGAAUACGACGCUCUGGACGUCUUCAUGGACUCGCUGGAUGCGAAGGGGCAGAAGGUCAUACCUAUCGGACAGGUCAUGAUCGAACUGCAUCUCGACAACGGGGAUCCGGGUGACAAGGUAGACUUUGAGCGGUUCCGCAACUGGUGGGAGAGAUUAGAGAAGAUGGGCAUGCGACCAACAUGGAUGGAGAUUAAUCUGUUUGCUGUUACGCUGGGGUCGCAGAAGAGCAAUCCGAGGUGCACCGAGUUUGUCUGGGUGAAUGCGAGGGAUCAGAGGAACGUGCUUUGGAGUGGUCAGUAG